GACUAGGAGGUCCUUCUUCCGCCAUCUUGAAUCCUGACGAGCAAAGCUUCCUGUUACGAGUCGAACAGAGUAAAGCUGAAUUCCUUGCCUUUCCACCAUGAUUCUCUUAGAAUUAGGCAACAGAGUAAUAGAGGACUUAAUCAGGGCGAAAUUUGCGGGUGGCAAGUUUGAGUCAGUCGACGUUACUGUGGCAGAUUUUGAUGGAGUUCAGUUUCAUGUAUCUAAUCCUAAUGGAGAGAAAUCAAAGAUUAUGGUCAGCAUCACCAUGAAAUUCUACAGAGAUCUCCAGCAACAUGGAGCAGAUGAGCUAAUGAAGAAGAUUUAUGGAGACUAUGUGACAACUUCUGAACAAGGCUAUGAUGUGUCAUUGCUCUUUGAUCUAGAAAACUUGCCUGCUGACAAUGAGAAAGAGGAAUUAAUCAAGAAAGUAGCCUUGAUGAAGAGGAACUGCUUUGCAUCAGCGUUUGUGAAAUACUUUGAUUAUCAAGCACAAGGAACGGGUGGAGAAAAACAUGCUAUUAUACAUUACAGAGAGGAUGAGACCUUGUACAUCCAGGCACAGGAAGACCGUGUGACUGUUGUAUUUAGUACUGUAUUCAAGGAUGACGAUGAUGUUAUCAUUGGCAAGGUUUUUAUGCAGGAAUUCAAAGAGGGUCGUCGUGCAAGUCAGACAGCACCUCAAGUCUUAUUUAGCCACAGAGAUCCCCCUAGAGAAUUGGCAGGCACUGAUGCCAAGACAGGCGAUAACAUUGCUUAUAUUACAUUUGUUCUUGAACCAAGACAUACCAACCCAAAAGCCAGAGAUAACACCAUCAACUUGAUCCAUACAUUCCGCAAUUAUCUGCAUUACCACAUCAAGUGCUCCAAGGCUUACCUUCAUUCUCGUAUGCGAGCACGUACAAGUGAAUUUAUCAAGGUGUUGAAUAGAGCCAAGCCAGAGAAGGUCACGGAAAAGAAGACUAUAUCGGGCAAGACAUUUGUUCGACAGUAAAACUAUUCACGGUCCUUUACGUCUUCUAUCUUGAAGGAACGAAAUUCCCCCUGAUAUUUUCCAAAAUUUUAUGACAGUUUAAUACAUUGUAAAGAAUUACUUCAAACUAAAACCCAGCUUGUAGCUAAAUAACAAUAGGAUUUUUCUUUGCCGUUAUUGAUUUGGUGAACGAAAACAACUGCUCCAUGUACUCGUAUCUUUUGUGAAAUAUUUCUGCAGCUAUUUUUUUAUAAGGUUAUAUUGGGUAUUGACACUUUUGAAAUUACAUAUAUCUUGGAUGCGAGGGGAAAUUUCAAAUGAAUACAAAUUCCAUUGAAAUAUUCUUGCAUUUUAGCUUUGCAUCCAAGAAAAUUUUAAAAGGGGUUUAUACUACCAAGACAAAUGAUAACUCAUAGUAUUGGAUAUUGGUGAUUUUAUUGUGAAAUGAUGUAGAUUUAUGACCAUCAUUAUCAAUAACAGUUUUUGUCGUAAUUCGUACUAUACCAGUAGAGAGAGCUCUCAGCAAUAUUGCGUUUAUUAAUUGAGAAAUAAAAUAUUUUGUUUACAUAAA
Molecule: messenger RNA, 1541 nt
Organism: Actinia tenebrosa (Australian red waratah sea anemone)
Lineage: Eukaryota; Metazoa; Cnidaria; Anthozoa; Actiniaria; Actiniidae
Product: actin-related protein 2/3 complex subunit 2
Biological process (GO): actin filament polymerization; Arp2/3 complex-mediated actin nucleation
Cellular component (GO): actin cytoskeleton; Arp2/3 protein complex
Molecular function (GO): actin filament binding; structural constituent of cytoskeleton
Source: RefSeq, a predicted model, not a curated record